AUGCAGGAACAUGCAGGACACAGAACGGGCGCCAGCAGCGCCCAGGUAGGUGUUGCCCUGCUAGGGCGGGGCAGCAGUGUGGAUGGAGCUCCAGUGGAAGAUAUGCAGGCUCUGUCAAUUACAUCUCUCUCCGCCUCCGAGAUUGAGCAGAGCUACGAGCUGAUUGGUCCACUCGGGAAGGGCACCUAUGGCAGGGUAGACCUGGUGGCACAUCGUGCACAGGGUACCAAGCUUGCUCUGAAGUACGUGAGUAAGCACAAGACCAGUUUGCGGAGUUUUCUUCGUGAGUACAGUCUGAAUGCAGCGUUGGGUUCCAGCCCCUUUAUCAUCAAAGUUUUGGACGUUCUGUUUGAGACGGACGACUUCUACGUGUUCGGGCAGGAGUUCGCCCCCGCUGGAGACCUGUUCGACAUCAUACCCCCCCAGGCGGGUUUGCCAGAGGACGUAGUGAAGCGUUGUGUGCAGCAGUUAGGCUUGGCGUUGGAUUUCCUCCACAGUAAAAACCUGGUCCAUCGGGACGUCAAACCAGAAAACGUCCUGCUCUUCGACGGAGCGGAAUGUCGGCGUGUGAAGCUGGCAGACUUUGGAAUGACCCGUCGGGCAGGAACACGUGUCAAACGCGUCAGCGGGACCAUCCCGUACACCGCUGCCGAGGUGUGUCAGGCGUCCAACGCGGAGGGCAUCGUCGUGGCAACGGCGCAUGACGUUUGGGCGUUCGGGGUGCUGUUGUUCUGCAUGCUCACGGGAAACUUUCCCUGGGAGGCAGCAUUGCCCAGCGACGGGUUCUACGCAGAGUUCCAGCGCUGGCAGCAGACCGGAGGUCCGCUGGCACAGGCGUGCUCCACCCCCUCACAGUGGCGCCGGUUCUCCGAUGAUGCCAUGCGCAUGUUUGCACGACUGUUGGCACUGGAUCCCGAACGCCGUUGUGGCGUAAAAGAAGUUUUUUACUUCCUGAAAUAUGACCUCCUGUCUCAUCACAGACGAAGGGCUUCCUGUCGAGCUUCCAGGGGCUUGACCUCGAUCAGGGGUGGAUCCGCCCCUCAUAGACACACUGACCCCUCCCCUCCUUCCUGUGUUCGGCCCACGCCCCUGAAACGCAGCGUUUUGUCUGAGCCGCAUUCCUCAAGGGAAGAGCCGGCAAAAAGCCCCUCCCCCAACCGACAAGACAAGAACAAGGUGAUGAUGACCACACCCAUUGAGAUAUGUGUUUAA
Molecule: messenger RNA, 1212 nt
Organism: Chanos chanos (milkfish)
Lineage: Eukaryota; Metazoa; Chordata; Actinopteri; Gonorynchiformes; Chanidae
Gene: sbk1
Product: SH3 domain binding kinase 1
Exons: 4
Coding region: 1-1212 (403 amino acids)
Biological process (GO): protein phosphorylation
Molecular function (GO): ATP binding; protein serine/threonine kinase activity
Source: RefSeq, a predicted model, not a curated record